Triticum turgidum subsp. durum (durum wheat) is the source of this 1953-nucleotide messenger RNA. NCBI's taxonomy places the organism in Eukaryota, Viridiplantae, Streptophyta, Magnoliopsida, Poales, Poaceae. The record is from the annotation of a GenBank genome assembly.
AUGGCCAUCUUGCCUAUGAUGUACGCAUCACUCUCACUGUUGAUACUUGGGUCACUGGGAAAGUUAACAAGCCACAACCCUGAAGGGAAUUGGGCACAUCCAUCACUUGCCACGCUUGAUGGUUGCCCGAAGAGCUGUGGAAAUCUGAGCUUGGACUACCCAUUUGGCAUCGGAUCCAGGUGCUCCCGGGGGCCUGACUUCAACCUCACUUGCAACGACACCGCUCAUCCUCCCAGACUGUUCUUGCGCGACGGCAUCACCCAGGUGACCGGCUUCAAUCCUUUUUCGUCUUUGAACCUCAUCCAGACCUCCUUCUCGCAUACCAUACCCAUAAAAUCUGGUGCCAGUGUCUACAACUUUUCUUUGAAACCGCCCGGGAGGUCCUUCUCUCCUUUGUCCAUACUUCUAAACAUUACAGGCUGUGACCUGGACAUAUACUUUGUCGAAGAUGUUGCCACCAAGUUGAUAUGCAGCACUGUGUGCUUGGAUCCAGGAAUCUCAGAGAUGGUGGCUAUGCACGACUGUAAAAAUACCUCCGGAUGCUGUCGUGUUUAUGUGCACCUUGACGGCAGCUUUCUGUUUAAAUACCACAGCAAAAGCAACAUUGAGGCACGCUCUAACCAGACCUCUGAACUGUGGGAUAGAAUCAGCAUAACUAGUGAUGGGCCGACUGGCUUUCUGCUAUUGUGGCAGAUAGUUGAUCAAUCCACCUGCGUUGCUGCCAAGCAAAACAGGACAGACUAUGCAUGCAUUAGUGAGCAAUCCAAGUGCAUGGACUAUACAAACAGUUCCGGUGAUGCCAAAGAUGCCAGCUACAUUGUCGGAAGUGAUGGCUACAGCUGCAUGUGCAGGUCUGGCUAUUCAGGCAACCCCUACAUUCCACAUGGCUGCUCGAACGAUGACAAAGGGUAUAAUCCAAUUCCGAGCAAGGGCGAUUGCACCCGUUGGUGCGGUAACAUCAGCGUGCCAUUCCCAUUCGGCUUAGAAGUGGGUUGCUUUGCAGUGGAACAGUUCCACGUCAACUGCACAAAUAUGACGGCAUCAGCUGCCCUCAUUUUGAUGUCAAGGAAUUACCAGGUCUUAGACAUAAAUAUUCAUGAAGGGACCAUUAACUUCACCAAUACUCAACUACAGCAACAAGCAUACUCUCACACUACAAUUGGACGUUUUACUUUUUUAGACUCACCAUUCUCCUCUAUGAUGUGGGUUGCUGCUAAUCUAAGUUGCGCAGAGGCCCAAAAGAAUAUGUCUAGAUAUGCUUGUGUCAGUAUUAACAGCAUGUGCGUGGAAGUAAGCACAGAAAGGCGCUCUGCUGGUUACCGCUGCAAAUGCUCAGAUGGGUUCCAAGGAAAUCCAUACAACCAAAGUGGUUGUGAAGAUAUUAAUGAAUGCCUUCAACCGAACAAAUGUAGAGAAGUCUGCCAUAAUACCAAAGGAAGCUUCAGCUGUACUGAAUGUCCUCUCAAGACUGAGUAUGAUCCAUUAAAAAUGCAGUGUACUGAGAUAAACCAGCAGCGUCUACUAUCAGGUACAAUUACUGGGUUGUCUUGUGGUUUUGGCGUUCUACUUCUGAGCUUCAGUGCAGCACUUCUCAUUCGUAGAUGGAAAGGAAAUGUUCAAAAGCAACUCCGGAAGAAUUAUUUCCGGAAGAAUCAAGGUCUUCUCCUAGAAACGUUGAUAUCAUCUGAUGAAACAGCAAAUGAGUAUACGAAGAUUUUCUCGCUAGAAGAGCUGGAGAAGGCAACAAACAAUUUUGAUGCUACACGAAUCAUUGGUCGUGGGGGCCAUGGCAUGGUUUACAAAGGCCUAUUAUCUGAUCAACGUGUCGUUGCCAUAAAAAAGUCUAAGAUCAUUGAGAAGUGUGAGAUCCGUCAAUUCAUCAAUGAGGUUGCAGUCCUCUCACAGAUAAAUCACAGAAAUUGUGAAGCUCUUUGGAUGUUGUCUCGAAACUGA